Aspergillus tanneri is the source of this 1242-nucleotide messenger RNA. It is a transcript of the gene DTR1, whose product is annotated as Dityrosine transporter 1. The record is from RefSeq and is a predicted model, not a curated record. Gene Ontology annotation, biological process: amine transport; transmembrane transport. The coding region runs from base 1 to 1242 and encodes 413 amino acids. Lineage: Eukaryota; Fungi; Ascomycota; Eurotiomycetes; Eurotiales; Aspergillaceae. The transcript has 6 exons. Gene Ontology annotation, molecular function: amine transmembrane transporter activity.
AUGGCGAGUAGUGCUGCUCCACCAAGUCCAAGGAAUAACUUGGGGAUGUUGACGCCGAAGGAAGAGCCGUCAGCUCAAAUCGAUAUCUCCGAGAAAGAAUUAUUCGCAACUGUCGCACCAGCACCUCCGUACUCGGUCUUCUCUCGGCCUAAGAAAAUCUUCAUCCUCGCAGUGGUCACUGUGGCCGGUUUUUUGGGCCCAUUGGCAGGAAAUAUAUACCUUCCGGCCUUACCUGUCCUCGAACGCGAGUUCCAUGUUAGCACUGCAGCAAUUAAUACUACCGUAUCAGUGUUCAUGGCCGUGUUCGGCUUCGGGCCUCUCUACUGGUCAAGCUAUGCGGACUGGAAGGGAAGACGACCGUUAUAUAUAAUCUCCCUGGUAGUAUAUAUUGUCGCCAAUGUCUUGCUAGCUGCCCUGCCGGCGAACUUCGGUGCUCUGGUGUUUCUUCGAAUCCUCCAGGCAUUUGGGUCAUCAGCAGUGGUGUCCAUGGGCGCAGGCACAGUAUCUGACAUCACGGAACCCAAGCGAAGGGCGAGAGCAAUGUCUUAUUUCAUGCUUGGUCCCCAGUGCGGUCCAAUCUUAGGCCCGAUCUUGGGAGGUGCAUUAGCUGGAAACGUGAGCUGGAGAUGGGUAUUUGCGCUCUUGGCAAUAUUGGCAGCUGCCCUAUGGCUCGUCAUGCUGCUCUUCCUGCCAGAGACUCUCCGUGCCCGAGUAGGCAACGGACAGUUAUACAGUACAAAAGGCUGGAUACUGUGGCCGCCUAGUCCCUUUUCUCCCCUCAUCCCUGAAUUCGAACGCGGUUCUCCGCCAGCAAGACCUACUUUAAAAGGUUAUUGGCGACUAUUCACAUAUCUCCCUAUUGCGAUUGUGUCUGUUAACACAGCCGUUCUCUAUUCGUCCUAUUUUGGAAUCGCUGUCCAGCUUCCUACGGCUCUUGAGGACAUAUACCACUGGAAUUCCACGCAGGUCGGAGGCGGCUACGUAGCUGUUAGUGUCGCAAUGGUAGUUGGCUCCAUCGCCGGGGGUAGAUGGUCUGACUGGCGACGGGCUCGCAUGGUCAAGAUUCUAGGACAGGAUAAUGUCGAUCCAGAGGCUAGACUCCGCGACCAGAUCUGGGGUAUCUUUCCAUGUGUUGGUGGCCUGGUAAUGUUCGGAUGUUGGAUUCGGCAUGUCCUGGAUCUUCGUUACAAGCAACGCAUUCCUGACGGAAUACUUGGUAGUAGGCCUCGCCAGGACCUCUAA